AUGGGUGACAACGAGGUGCCGAGGAAGAGACGAUAUGCCCUCGUUGGCACUGGGGGAAGGUCCCGUCUCUUUUACACGAAUAUUGCGAAGAAUUUCACUGAGACGAGUAUCUUGGUUGCCAUUUGCGAUAAUAAUCGUACCCGUCUUGCCUAUGCCAAGUCAAACAUCGACAGUAUUACUGGUGGUCAAAUCGCGACCUAUCAUAGUGAUGACUUUGACUCCAUGAUCAAAGAAACAAAGCCAGACGAGAUUAUUGUGACAUCUAUCGACCGUACACAUCACACCUACAUUGUGAGAGCGUUGGAUUCUGGUUGUGAUGUCAUUACUGAGAAGCCAAUGACCAUCGAUGCUCCACAAUGUAGCGCGAUCUUCUCCGCCGUUGAACGUACCCAGCGAAAGGUGAGGGUGACGUUCAACUACCGAUACGCGCCUCAUAAUACCAAAAUAUUCGAAAUCAUACAGUCAGGAGCUAUCGGCACGGUGACCAGUAUUCAUUUCGAAUGGAUGCUAAAUACCAGUCACGGCGCUGACUAUUUCCGACGCUGGCAUCGUGAUGCGAGAAACAGUGGUGGGCUCUUAGUCCAUAAGUCCACUCAUCACUUUGAUCUAGUCAACUUCUGGCUUCAGUCUCGCCCUAAAACCGUGUAUGCACAAGGCGAUCUCAAAUUUUACGGCAAGAAGAAUGCCGAGGAUCGUGGUGUAAGCAAGUUUUACUCAAGAGCUCACGGCAGUGAAAGUGCGAAAGAUGAUCCGUUUGCUUUACAUCUUGAAGAAAAUGGUAUGCUUAAGGCCCUGUAUCUUGACGCCGAGCAUGAAGAUGGGUACUAUCGUGACCAAAGCGUCUUUGGAGAUGGCAUCAAUAUCGAAGACACAAUGAAUGUGCUUGUUCGAUAUGAGAAUGAUGUUGUUCUCACUUACUCGCUCACGGCCUAUGCUCCAUGGGAAGGAUUUCGCAUUAGUUUCAAUGGAACUGCAGGCAGACUAGAAGCGGAGAUUGUUGAGAGUAGCUAUGUCAAUUCUGGUGGGGAGCAAUCUCUUGAAGGUGCUGCCGAGAGCAUCACCCUUACUCUGCGACAGUUAUUCAAAGAGCCACGUGUCAUAGCUGUUGAAGAAGCCGAAGGAGGCCAUGGAGGUGGUGACAACCUGUUGCUAAAUGAUCUCUUUGGAAUAAGGGAGCCGAAUGAGAAUAUGAGAGCCGCGAGCCACAUUGAUGGCGCAGCUUCGAUCUUGACUGGUCUCGCUGCAAACCGCUCUAUUCGUACGGGACAGGCUGUGCAAGUCAGAGACAUAAUAAAUCUUCCUUGA
Molecule: messenger RNA, 1305 nt
Organism: Penicillium malachiteum
Lineage: Eukaryota; Fungi; Ascomycota; Eurotiomycetes; Eurotiales; Aspergillaceae
Product: Gfo/Idh/MocA family protein
Exons: 1
Coding region: 1-1305 (434 amino acids)
Molecular function (GO): nucleotide binding
Source: RefSeq, a predicted model, not a curated record